Molecule: messenger RNA, 3795 nt
Organism: Xenopus tropicalis (tropical clawed frog)
Lineage: Eukaryota; Metazoa; Chordata; Amphibia; Anura; Pipidae
Gene: tfcp2l1
Product: transcription factor CP2 like 1
Exons: 16
Coding region: 458-1942 (494 amino acids)
Source: RefSeq, a predicted model, not a curated record
GCCAGACGCGGCUGCUGGAGGAGAAGGGCGGCUGGGUGUCGGAGCGGCCGGAGCGAGGGGUCUGGGGCGCAGGAUUCUCCGUGCUGUUGGACCCGGGCAGGGGAGGGCACAAGGGGCGCAGUUACUUUGGGUACAGCCCGGGAGGCAGCGAGAAGGAGACGCUGAGACUUUGGGGCGCAAACUUGGGAUCUGGGGGUUCAGCCCAGCUGGGAGUUUAGAUAAAGCUUUAGUGGGGUCUGCUGGGAGUUACGGGGCUUUGUAGCAUUCUGGGGGAUAUUGGGGUGCAGCCUAGAUUGGAGCAGGGAGGAGCUAUAGAUUUCGGGGUACGGAUCGGAUUACUGGGGUUAAGGGUUCCAGGCAGCUCAUUAUAGGUCAGGGCUUUGUUAGGGGGCAGUGCUAGGGCCUCAGGGAGCCGACUGGCAGCACCUUCUGGUCCCUCCCGGAUCCCUUACUGAAAAUGCUGUUCUGGCACAGUCAGCCCGAACACUACAACCAGCACCCAGCCGGUAGCUACUUACGUGACGUCCUCGCAUUGCCGAUAUUCAAACACGAAGAGCCCCAACUGUCCCCGGAGAGCAACGCCAAGCUCCCUCCGUUCCAGUAUGUGCUGUGCGCUGCCACCUCGCCGGCCGUCAAACUGCACGAGGAGACCCUGACGUAUCUCAACCAAGGGCAAUCCUACGAAAUCCGCCUCCUCGACAACAGAAAGCUGGGAGAGUACCAGGACCUCAAUACCAAAUAUAUCAAGAGCAUCUUACGGGUCGUGUUCCAUGACCGGCGCCUGCAGUACAUGGAGCAUCAGCAGCUGGAGGGCUGGAGAUGGAGCCGACCUGGGGAUCGGAUCCUGGAUAUAGAUAUCCCUCUGUCAGUUGGAAUAUUGGACCCCAGAGCCAGCCCGACCCAGCUGAACACAGUAGAGUUUCUCUGGGAUCCAAGCAAACGCACAUCUGCCUUUAUUCAGGUGCACUGUAUCAGCACGGAAUUCACGCCUCGGAAGCACGGCGGGGAGAAGGGGGUCCCUUUUCGGAUCCAGAUUGACACGUUCAAGCAGAAUGAGAAUGGCGAAUACACGGAACAUUUGCACUCGGGCAGCUGCCAAGUCAAAGUCUUUAAGCCCAAAGGGGCAGACCGCAAGCAGAAAACCGACCGAGACAAGAUGGAGAAGAGAACUGCGCAAGAGAAGGAGAAGUAUCAGCCGUCCUUUGACACCACCAUACUGAAUGAGUGCUCUCCUUGGCCCGAAUUGCCAUAUCAGGCAAACAGCUCCUCCUCCCCUGGUUACAGCACCUCCCCAAACUCUUUCAGCAUCGGAGAAGGGAACAGUUCCCCCACCUCCCAGGUAGAAACGGCCCCUCUGAGAACUGAUCAGAAAGCCAGCGCCGGGUUUAGCAGUGAAUUUUGGAAUCCAGAGGACAAGAGAAAGCACCUACUCCCAUCGGCCUCCAUGCAAGAUGUGCAGCAGUGGCUACAGAAGAACCGAUUCCCCCAGUACUGCCGGCUCUUCUCCAGCUUCUCCGGUGCAGACUUAUUAAAGAUGUCGAAAGAAGACUUUGUCCAAGUGUGCGGCCCGGCCGAUGGCAUCCGGCUCUACAACGCAGUCAAAGGAAGAAACGUGCGGCCGCGCCUGACUAUUUACGUCUGUCACGAACCAGAACAGAACCGGUCCCUCCUGCAGCACAAGCGAGAGCUGGGGGACAGCACAGUGUGUGUGUACCACGCCAUAUUCCUGGAUGAACUGACGGCGCUGGAGCUGAUUGAGAAGAUCGCCAACCUGUACACCAUCUCCCCCCAGCAAAUCAGCCAGAUCUACAGGCAGGGGCCGACCGGGAUACACGUGGUGGUGAGCACAGAGAUGGUUCAAAACUUCCAGGACGAGUCGUGUUUUGUAAUCAGCACCCUGAAAGCAGAAAGCAGCGGUGGAUAUCACAUUAUCUUGAAAUAAAGGAGCCGUCCUUCUCCAAGUGCAGCAAUGACUCCUGGGAAUCGGUGUUUAAAGGGCAAAUGAACAAAUGUCUCCCUUUGGCCCCUCCCACGUCCCCCCGUUUCCUCGGCAGGAGGGUUCAGGAAGAUGGAGAAGCCCCUUCGGCUCCAAUUUAGGGGGGGUUUUGUGUAAAUAUAUAGAUUAUUCCGGCCCCCUUGUGUAAAUGGAAAUUCUGCAGCCAAUGAAAGAGUGUAAAUAACCAAAUACUAAAAGAUUUCUCAGGAUUAUUUGGCAGUUCCUGCCAGAAAAUGGGCCAAAAUAAUUACUGCCCCCCCAAGCGGCACCAGUGACCUUGCAUUUGGGCAUUUGAUACAGAUUGCAGCCAUAAUGUGUGUGUGUGUGUGUAUAUAUAUAUAUAUUUCUUAUAUUUUUGUAAACACGUGGUGCUAGAGUUAAUGUGGCCCUAGAGACGGUGCAAUAUAAAUGUAGCACUGCAGUCUGUUCCAUUGUACAAAGCUGUGCCGGGGGGCUGCUAACUGGGGGGCUGGGGGUGACAAUUAAGAUGAUGAGUUUGGGGGGGGGGGUAGGUCUGGGAGUUGCGACUGCUGAAUCAGAAAACAAUGAUGUUCACAGACCCUGGCAGCAGGAUAUUGGGUUAAAGGGCAAAUCAGCAGAAUCUAGAUGUUUAUUUUGCAUUCCGGCAGGACACACUGUAAAUCCCAAGGCGGCGGCGCUCAUUGGGGCGCAUACGGUUCAAGGACCGUCGGGCCACAGAAUGUCCCUAAAUAGAUUUACAGCAUUGAAAUGAACUGCCAGAUUGGGAAUGCACGACAUUGGGUUGAGGAUUAGGUUUCUGGAAAAUACAGUUUGGGGGUUUAUUUGGGGGGGGGGGGGGGUUGUCUAUUUGGAAUGGGGAUUUGGCAAUUUGCACUGACGCGGACGCAGUCUCCUUAGAUAGAAACACUGCACAUGUAACUGGGGGUUGGAAUGUGGGGCUUUUCUGUUACAAUAUAACUUAGGGUGCAGGUUUGGGGGUGUCGGUGCACCCAGAGGAGGAACCCCAUGACUUUAUUUUAUAUAAGGAUAGGGGCAUGGGGGGGCAGACAUCCCUCUAAUCCCCAUUUCUAUGGCAGAGACUUUAUUUUUGUAGCAUAUAACAGACUGUGUCCGUCCACUCUUGGCAACUGGGAUUCCCAGAAUCCUUAGCUGCCCGCUGCUGCCUGCAGUUGUAGUCUGUGCUGUAUGGGGGGGGGGGGGUCAUAGAAUGUUCUGCGCCAAAGAUAUCAUUAGAAACUAUUUUUUUUCAUGAAUGUAUCAGAAUGUUGGGUGGGUGCGGGGCUGCUGGGAAGUUUUGGGGGCCUCUGUUAGCUCAGCGGGUCUGAGUCCCCCCAGUUAUGUCCAAUAUACAGUGCCUUCGUCCGUAUGGCAGCUCCUGCCCCGUUGCUUGAGUGAUUUAUAUUGGGGAGAGGAAUGUGGGGGUUGCUAUGUACUAACGCUUUCAGCCAAUGAUUUGCUGCUUCACUGUAACUCACUAAUGCUUUCUGUGAUUUGUCUCCUUUGUAUCUUUCUUUGGGGAGGGGAGGGGUUAUUGUUGUUUUCCUAUUGAUGUAAUUUUGUGAUUUUUUUUUUUUUUUGGGGGGGGGGGGGGGGUUGGGCAUGUGGUGUCCCGUUUCUGAUUGGCCCUGCUGAAGACUUUCUCUAUGCAAAGCGAUAGCUGUGCCGCCGAGCGACCGCGCCGGUUACCGAUUCACUGCCACUUCCUUUUGUACUGGGGGGGGGAAGCACAUUGCACUCGCAACUUGACCUUUUUUUGUAUUUAAAAAGAAUCGGAAACUGGAAUCUGUAAUAAAUGUAAUAAAACCUGUUUAUACAAA